Messenger RNA from Adineta ricciae, 654 nucleotides. The record is from the annotation of a GenBank genome assembly. Lineage: Eukaryota; Metazoa; Rotifera; Eurotatoria; Adinetida; Adinetidae.
AUGAACGGCACUCCACAAGGAUCUCCGUUAUCACCACUACUUUACAUCAUGUAUACCGCAGAUUCGAUGAAUGGAAUACCGACUCACACCGAACAUGGUUUAUUCGCCGACGAUGCUGCAUUAUGGACAUCUGGUCACCCUUUAUCAUCACUUAGAUCCACAUUACAAAAAACCAUCGAUGCAUUCGAAAGUUGGUGCAAGUCAUGGAAACUGAAAUUGCAACCAACAAAAACAGAGCUGAUUCACUUCACCCUACACCCAAGGAAGAAAUACCAAAAUCCAGUGAUGGUUAAAGUCGAGAACACAUUAAUCAAACCAUUGGAUCACACUCGAUACUUGGGUGUCAUUAUAGAAAAAAGGUUAAAAUGGCGAAUGCAUCUCGAACAUAUUGAAGCUAAGACUGCUCCUUGGAUCGGUCUUCUUCGAUAUCUAUCGAGAUCAGCAGAAGAACCAUACAACAAGGCGAUGAUAAAUGUCUUCAAAUCAAUUGUACGCACAGUCAUCAUAUACGGCUAUCCUGUCCUGCCCACAGCCGACCAAAAAAUAUGGGAUCGCUUACAAAUCAUGCAGAACAAAGCAAUCAGAGCUGCAUUAGGUUACCCAUAUAAACAUCGGUCAAAUACAUCCAUAAGAUCAGCAACAUCCUCAAGAUGA